Molecule: messenger RNA, 1554 nt
Organism: Castor canadensis (American beaver)
Lineage: Eukaryota; Metazoa; Chordata; Mammalia; Rodentia; Castoridae
Gene: Oxct2
Product: 3-oxoacid CoA-transferase 2
Biological process (GO): ketone body catabolic process
Cellular component (GO): mitochondrion
Molecular function (GO): succinyl-CoA:3-oxo-acid CoA-transferase activity
Source: RefSeq, a predicted model, not a curated record
AUGGCGGCGCUGCGGCUCCUGGCGUCUGCGCUGGGGCGUGGCGUCCCCGCUGGCCAUGCGGGGCCCGAGCUGUUCCAGGGUUGCGCCCGCCGCUUCUCCACCAGUCCCUGCUCCCGCGUCAAGUUCUACACAGACCCUGUGGAGGCGGUGAUUGACGUCAAAGACGGGGCGACCGUCAUGCUCGGGGGCUUCGGGCUGUGCGGGAUCCCGGAGAACCUGAUCGGGGCACUGCUCAAGACGCGCGUGAAGGACCUCAAGGUGGUCAGCAGCAACGUGGGCGUAGACGACUUCGGCCUGGGCCUCCUGCUCACCACCAAGCAGGUCAAGCGCAUAAUCUGCUCGUACCUGGGGGAGAACGCGCUGUGUGAGAAGCAGUUCCUGUCUGGCCAGCUGGAACUGGAGAUGACCCCUCAGGGCACUCUGGCCGAGCGCAUUCGUGCGGGUGGUAUAGGUGUGCCUGCCUUCUACACGCCCACCGGAUACGGGACCAUGGUGCAGGAAGGGGGUGCACCUGUCCUCUACUCCACAGAUGGCCACCGGCUCAGCCUGAGUCAGCCCCGGGAAGUGCGGGAGUUCGAGGGCCAGCACUACCUCCUGGAGCAUGCAAUCAGGGCGGACUUUGCCUUCGUGAAGGGCUGGAAGGCUGACCGCUCAGGCAACGUGGUCUUCAGGGGAAGCGCCUGCAACUUCAACUUGCCCAUGUGCAAGGCCGCUGAUGUCACCGUGGUGGAGGUGGAAGAGAUUGUGGAUGUGGGCACAUUUCCUCCAGAAGAUGUUCACGUUUCCAACAUUUAUGUAGAUCGCGUGAUCAAGGGGCCAAAAUUCGAGAAGAGAAUCGAGCGUCUAACCACUCGGAACAAGGGAGACAGCAAAUCCAGCUUGAAAGAGGACAUUAAGACCCGGAUCGUCAAACGCGCAGCUCUGGAAUUCGAGGAUGGCAUGUAUGCCAAUCUGGGCAUCGGGAUUCCUGUCCUGGCCAGCAACUUCAUCAGCCCCGACAAGACAGUUUAUCUGCACAGCGAGAACGGGAUCCUGGGCUUGGGCCCCUUCCCAUUAAAGGAAGAAGUGGACCCGGACAUCAUCAAUGCAGGCAAGCAGACAGUCACUGUGGUUCCUGGGGGCUGCUUCUUCUCCAGUGAUGAGUCCUUUGCCAUGAUCAGAGGGGGACACCUCCAACUGACCAUGCUUGGUGCAAUGCAGGUUUCUAGAUAUGGGGACUUGGCCAACUGGAUGAUACCUGGAAAGAAGGUGAAAGGGAUGGGUGGGGCUAUGGAUUUGGUGUCCAGUCCCAAUACUAGAGUGGUGAUCACCAUGGAGCACUGCACCAAAGAAAAGACCCCCAAAAUCCUGGAGACAUGCACCUUGCCGCUGACCGGGAAGAACUGUGUGCACCGCAUCAUCACUGAGAAGGCCGUGUUUGACGUGGAUGAAAGCAAGGGGCUGAUGCUAAUGGAGCUCUGGGAAGGCUGUACCAUGGAUGAACUCAAGAAGAGCACAGGCUGUGACUUUGCUGUGUCCCCAAACCUCAGGCCCAUGCAGCAGGUGGCAACCUGA